CGCCGCGCGGCGGGCGGCGCGAGUUUGGUGCCCGACUUUUAGCUUGGAGCCCGGCCGCGGCCGCCGCGCUGCCAGCCCCGGUGUAGCCUCGGUGUCCAGUCUCACCGCCGCUCUCGCAGCUCGCGAGCAGCUCUUCGGGUCCUGCCUGUUUGCGGGGAGCCAGAGUUUCUCCCACCGAAAGCGCCGGGGCGCGCGGACCGCGGCGGCGCGGCGAGUCCUCGCACGGCGUGAGGCCGGCCAGAAGGCCGCAGGUGGCCGAGUGAAAGGUCAUUUUGGACACCAGGCAUGGGAGAUUCGGUGUUUGUCUGCAGCAACUUGUUCCACUCCUAAAUCCUGCGCCUUCCCUGUUGAUAGGAGCUUUCCCGUUCUCACUCUCCCUAGCCACGACUCCGCAGUGGCCAGGCCUUCCUGGGCCCCUGCUUUUGGCUGGCCAUGGGGGGCACCCUGGGCUGCCAUCGCUCCAUCCCCAGGGACCCCUCGGAUCUUUCCCACAGCCGAAAGUUCAGUGCAGCCUGCAAUUUCAGCAACAUCCUGGUGAAUCAGGAGCGGCUUAAUAUCAACACGGCCACGGAGGAGGAGCUGAUGACCCUGCCUGGGGUGACGCGGGCUGUGGCCCGCAGCAUUGUGGAGUAUCGGGAAUACAUCGGUGGUUUCAAGAAGGUGGAGGACCUGGCGCUGGUCAGUGGUGUGGGUGCCACCAAACUGGAGCAGGUCAAGUUUGAGAUCUGUGUGAGCAGUAAGGGCAGCUCAGCCCAGCACUCUCCCAGCUCGCUGCGUCGCGAUCUGCUGGCCGAGCAGCAACCACACCACCUGGCCACCUCAGUGCCCCUCACGCCACGAGUCAACAUCAACACAGCCACCCCGGCUCAGCUCAUGAGUGUGCGAGGCCUCACGGAGAAGAUGGCCCUGAGCAUCGUGGACUUCCGCAGAGAGCACGGCCCCUUUCGCAGUGUCGAGGACUUGGUGAGGAUGGAUGGGAUCAGUGCUGCCUUCUUGGAUAGGAUCAGAAACCAGGUGUUUGCCGAGCGGUCCAGGCCCCCUUCCACCCACACCAACGGGGGCCUGACCUUCACCGCCAAGCCGCACCCCAGCCCUACCUCUCUGAGUCUGCAGAGUGAGGACCUGGACCUGCCUCCAGGGGGACCCACGCAGAUUAUCUCCACUCGGCCCUCAGUAGAGGCCUUCGGAGGCACGAGGGACGGGAGGCCAGUGCUGAGGCUGGCCACCUGGAACUUUCAGGGCUGCUCAGUGGAGAAGGCCAACAACCCUGGAGUGCGUGAGGUGGUGUGCAUGACGCUUUUGGAAAACAGCAUCAAGCUUCUAGCUGUUCAAGAACUACUUGACAAAGAGGCCCUGGAAAAGUUCUGCACUGAGCUAAACCAGCCGACGCUGCCUAUCAUCCGCAGGUGGAAGGGGCCCCGGGGGAGCUGGAGGUCUGUUGUCUCCGAGAAGCCUUCUAGCCAGCUCCAGAAGGGGCCCGGGUACUCAGGAUUCCUGUGGGACACCACUGCCGGGGUGGAGCUGAAAGAGACCAACUCGCAGGACGACUCACCCAGCAAUGGGCAUGGGAAGUCCCUGGGCCCCAGCCCGUACCUCGCAAGGUUCAAGGUGGGAAGUCAUGACUUGAGCCUUGUCAACCUGCACCUGGGGGCUCUCCCAGGUGGGGAGAAUUCCAGCAAAAUCCACAGCGACAGCCCCCGGGUGGCAAGCUGCAUUCACACCCUCCAGGAGACCCUGAAAGGAGAAAAAGAUGUCAUUCUUUUAGGGGAUUUUGGACAAGGACCAGAUAGCACCGACUAUGACAUCCUGCGGAGAGAGAAGUUCCACCACCUGAUCCCCUCGCACACCUUCACCAACAUCAGCACCAAGAAUCCCCAGGGCUCCAAGGCUCUGGACAACAUCUGGGUCAGCAGAGGCCUGAGGAAGGUUUUCACAGGUCACUGGGCUGUCGUGAGAGAAGGCCUCACCAACCCUUGGAUUCCGGACAACUGGUCAUGGGGCGGCGUGGCUUCUGAGCACUGCCCCGUGUUGGCCGAGUUUUACACAGAGAAGGACUGGAACAAGAAGGAAGGCCCUCGGAAUGGCAGUGCUGUCACCCUGGAGCGAGGGGAAGCCAGUAUUAAGCAUGAGCGAUGACAAAGGCGGAUCCAUGUUAGACCCAGGCUCCGAGCCCAGAACAGAAAUGAGCCCUUCCAGAUGAAGGUUUGGGGCCUAUAAUCUGGGGGAGGGCCUCUGGCCAGCUCUGUGGAACCUUGAGAGCCUCCUUGGGGAACACAGCAGGCACAGCAGUGCUGUGUGGCCCCAGCCCAGUGGGCACCAGUGAUCAGCAUGGUGGGACUGGGAGUCUGCUGGCUGCAUGGUGCCCUGAAAACAGGCAGGGUGGGGGAAAAUGGGGAGAUGGCCCGGGCUGCCUGAGUUCCCAUUUCCCCAUCCCCCAAGCUGCUUGAGCUUCAAGUAUGAUGAGUGCUCUUUCCAAAAUUUGAAGUGGUGUUUUUUUUUUUUUUUUAAGCUUUGUUUUGAGAAACAAUAAACAGCUUCACCUGCCGGGCUGCACAGGUGUGUGGUGGGUUCUCCUGC
Messenger RNA from Perognathus longimembris pacificus (Pacific pocket mouse), 2577 nucleotides. RefSeq names its product endonuclease/exonuclease/phosphatase family domain containing 1 (gene Eepd1). The record is from RefSeq and is a predicted model, not a curated record. Gene Ontology annotation, biological process: DNA repair. Gene Ontology annotation, molecular function: DNA binding; catalytic activity. Lineage: Eukaryota; Metazoa; Chordata; Mammalia; Rodentia; Heteromyidae. Gene Ontology annotation, cellular component: plasma membrane. The transcript has 8 exons. Bases 433 to 2136 code for a protein of 567 amino acids.